AUGUUCGCAUUAAGAACACCCACAAAACCUCGCACCUCCACGACACCAGACAUAAAUCUGGAGAAGACUUCUACUGUAGCGAGCGGAACACAAGUACCAAGAGAAAGCAAAGUUAGGAAGAGUAUAGACCAGUGGGAGGGGACAACUGCAGAAGAGGAAGAAAGAGGGAAAGGUAAAGAAUGUAAAGAGUAUAAGAGAAGCAUUGGACCACGGAAGCAUUGGCGCAAAGACAGAGCGUAA
Pieris macdunnoughi is the source of this 240-nucleotide messenger RNA. The record is from the annotation of a GenBank genome assembly. NCBI's taxonomy places the organism in Eukaryota, Metazoa, Arthropoda, Insecta, Lepidoptera, Pieridae.